Strongyloides ratti is the source of this 735-nucleotide messenger RNA. RefSeq lists its product as hypothetical. NCBI's taxonomy places the organism in Eukaryota, Metazoa, Nematoda, Chromadorea, Rhabditida, Strongyloididae. The coding region runs from base 1 to 735 and encodes 244 amino acids. The transcript has 3 exons. The record is from RefSeq and is a predicted model, not a curated record.
AUGUAUUAUGCUUGUUCUCAGUUGAAAACAAAUAAGUUUGACAUAAGUUAUGUAUUAGGGCAUGAAUUAACUAUAAAAUCUGAGACUAAUCUAGAUUCUUCUUCUUGGAAAAUAUAUGGAAAGUUUGGAAGUAAAAAAAUUACCUUUAAUUAUAAUACAAUUGACAGGAAUAAUAUAUUAUUAUCACGUUUUAUUAAGGUUAACGAAAGUACAUUUAUAAUUUUAUUUAUUGAAAGUUUAUUUGAAAUUGAGUCAACAAAUAAUAUCACUUGUUCACGAAAUAUUUAUUAUUUCACAGCAAAACCAUUGAAUAAAGUUUGUAACAAAGGAAUAUCAUAUAUUUCUAGGAAUAAAAGUAUAACUAAACGUGUUGAUUGUCUUUGUCCAUAUUCAACGAAAGGUAAACUUUGUGAAGAUGUAAUAGAAGAAUGUUCCACAUUAUCAUUAAUAAUUCCUAUGUCAUUAUUAUGUAUAAAACAAUCUAAGUAUUAUGUUAUUACAUUUGGUUGGAUUUUAGUUAGUUUAGGAUUAGUGAUAAUUACAAUUGCUUUAUUAAGGCAUAGCCGAAAAACAACAAUAUUCAUUGCUCCUUUUGUUGAUGAUCGUCCAUUUGUCUAUCAUUUGGAGCACAGUCAACGAUGCCUUUAUUUUGAUAAGGAGGAAAAUGAAUUAUACCAAAAAUUAGAAACAAUUAUUUGGGAAAUUUAUAAAGAAAAAGAGGCACAUAUUCGUUAA